GUAACACAUGGCAUAGAACCUUUGCUUCCCCUUGACCUCGUCGAAGCCACAUUCAUGCUCCCUAACAUUUCGGCACUAAUAUCAACCUCGGAUCUUAUCAGUCUCUGCGCCCGCCAACUCUUAAAACAAGACGAGGACCUUACAGUUGCUCACAAACGACUCGUCAACAGUCACCUCACAUCUCUCAAAAACUUCAAGAAACACUUUGCUAGUACGAUCCACGACUACAACUUUCCUUCCAGCGCUUUAGUCCUCAUCCUCAAUAAGAAAGUCGAAGCCGCGUCAAACGCAAAGUGUAAACCGUGCUAUUUCAGUCCCAUGAUCGUUGUUUCACGAUCGCAGGGAGGUUCUUAUCGUCUUGCAGAAAUCGACGGUGAAGUCUCCAAGCUCAAGUUUGCCGCCUUUCGUCUCAUACCCUACCACCCUCGUUCCCCAACCUCUCUUGACGUCACUCAAUAUAUCAACAUUGAAAAUCUUGCUGGUACCACCAAAGACGAAAUCUAG
Messenger RNA from Suillus discolor, 504 nucleotides. RefSeq lists its product as uncharacterized. The transcript has 2 exons. Lineage: Eukaryota; Fungi; Basidiomycota; Agaricomycetes; Boletales; Suillaceae. The record is from RefSeq and is a predicted model, not a curated record. The annotation marks the transcript as partial.